Molecule: messenger RNA, 815 nt
Organism: Paramacrobiotus metropolitanus
Lineage: Eukaryota; Metazoa; Tardigrada; Eutardigrada; Parachela; Macrobiotidae
Exons: 2
Coding region: 200-694 (164 amino acids)
Source: RefSeq, a predicted model, not a curated record
AAUGAUAGCACAUUUAUCUUGCGACUUGCGCUUCUUCCUCUUUUAUCGAGUCACGUUGUGCACCUCCCACUGAACUCUCACACGUUGACAACCAUGAAAAACUCAUUACUCUCGUGAAUCCAAGUGCAAGUGUUUUGCACGCAAAUCGCGCGGUUCUCCACUACGCAACGGGGGUUGUGGACCCAAGUGUAAGAACGUUAUGCGCAAAUCGGAAGGUGCUCCGUUACCUAAGGUCUGCUGUGUUCGGCGACGCGGUGAUAGCAGCGUUACGACGGUGGAUAUUAUGGUUGGAGACGAUAUAUUCAGCGGAAAAGUUCGAGAUACGUGCACCACCGAAAAGGAGCUAAGCAUUGUAUUUGGCCGCAAGAACAGUGGCCGUUUCCCGUUUGGCAGCAUUUACCUCCGCCAGAAUCAGAACCUGUUGUGCGCAGAAGGUCAGAUCGGCAAACCGUAUGCCCGUUCAAUAGACCAGGGGGAGGAAUUCGUGGCGGAGGCAGUCAUGAGUUUUGGAGGAGACGGUUCGUGGAAACGAUACCCGGCGACUCUGCUGAUGGGCGACUUCGCACUGUAUUCUUUUGGAUUGUUACAAGUGCAUCUUCCUAAUGGGCCUAUCACCACCGUGCUUCGGUGCAAUGACAUUCAUGCACCGUUCGAUCGCAAGUCGACACUCGGCAGUACUCGCCACAAACGAUGAUUUCUACGUUAACGUGGUAAAAUCUACAAUAACUGCUUAUUAUGCGUAAUAUGGGAUACUGAUUUAUUUUUACAUGAUACGGAUUACGUUAUGCUUCUGUUGCUUUUCAUAUUUUGAAAGA